This is a messenger RNA of Musca domestica (house fly), 2039 nucleotides long. RefSeq names its product lipoamide acyltransferase component of branched-chain alpha-keto acid dehydrogenase complex, mitochondrial. The transcript is spliced from 5 exons. Gene Ontology annotation, molecular function: acetyltransferase activity; lipoic acid binding. Lineage: Eukaryota; Metazoa; Arthropoda; Insecta; Diptera; Muscidae. Bases 236 to 1669 code for a protein of 477 amino acids. Gene Ontology annotation, cellular component: mitochondrion; cytoplasm. The record is from RefSeq and is a predicted model, not a curated record.
CAUACAUCGGGACGAAGAAGAGUGGAGAACUACGUAGAAAGAACGAAACGAAUAUCAGAAGUUUAGUUGCUUACGUUUUCUUGGCUUUGGCGGACGUGUUUUCUCUUCUCUGGACAUUCGGAUUCGAAUUAAAAAAGAAAAAACAAGAGAAAAUACAAAUCGGCUGUAAAAAAAUACUUAAGUUAAAUUAAAAAGUCAUAAUAAAAGUGUUUUUGUGCCCAUUAAUACAAAUAUAAUGUCAGCCCAUAUCUUGAGAAAUCGCAAUGCCGUAGCUCUACUAAAGAAAUAUCUGCCACAUCAAGUGAACAACAGCAGUGUGAUCAAAGCUAACAUUCUGCAGGAGCAAUUCCGUUGUUUGCAUUUAACGCCAUGUCUGGAUAAAAUUGUCUCAUUCAAUCUCAGUGAUAUCGGAGAAGGAAUUCGUGAAGUUACUGUUAAGGAAUGGUUCGUCAAAGUCGGAGAUACCGUAGAGCAAUUCGAUAACCUCUGUGAAGUACAAUCGGACAAAGCAUCUGUCACAAUUACCAGUCGUUACGAUGGUAAAAUUACCAAACUCCAUUACAACGUGGAUGAUGUUGCCUUGGUGGGUAAAGCUUUGUUAGAUUUUGAAGUUGAUGAUGAGGAUGGUGAUGAUUCGGAUAGUUCAGACUCAGAUGAUGAGGCCAGCAAGGGUAAAGCUGCCUCGGAUGACAAAAAAUCUGGUGAUAACAAACCUGUGGCUGCCACUGAUGAAGAAGUCAAUCGUCACAUUACCUUGGCCACUCCUGCUGUCAGACGUAUUGCCAAAGAAAAUAAAGUUGAUUUGUCCAAAGUCAAGCCAACCGGUAAAAAUGGUCGUGUCUUGAAGGGUGAUGUUUUGGAAUAUUUAGGCAUGGUACCGGCUGGUACAAAUGUACCACAUCCCACCAUUGCUGCCAAGAAUCUGCAAACAACACCAGAAUGUGCUGGCAAAGCAGCAGCGCCUGUGCCAGCCGAUCGUGUGGAGCCAUUGAAGGGUGUGCGCAAGGCCAUGCUUAAGUCUAUGACGGAGUCAUUGAAAAUCCCCCACUUCGCCUAUAGUGACGAGAUCGAUAUGACCCGCCUCAUGGAGUUCCGUAAUCAAUUGAAGGAAGUUGCCAAGGAAAAUGGAGUUGAUAAACUAACAUUCAUGCCCUUCUGCAUUAAGGCUGCCUCCAUAGCUUUGAGCAAAUACCCCAUUGUUAACAGUUCGUUGGAUGAACCAAAUGAAUCCAUUAUUUACAAGGGUGCUCAUAACAUUAGUGUGGCCAUUGAUACACCUCAAGGAUUGGUGGUGCCCAAUGUCAAGAAUGUCCAAAUUAAGAACAUCAUUGAAAUUGCCAAGGAAUUGAAUGAUCUGGUGGAGAGAGGACGCAAGGGCUCUCUGACACCUGCAGAUUUUGCCGAUGGUACAUUCUCUUUGUCGAAUAUUGGUGUGGUGGGUGGCACCUAUACUCAUCCCUGUAUAAUGGCGCCCCAGGUUGCCAUUGGUGCCAUGGGUCGUACUAAGGCCGUCCCUCGUUUCAACGAAAAGGAUGAAGUUGUCAAGGCCUACAUUAUGAGCGUCAGUUGGUCGGCCGAUCAUCGUGUCAUCGAUGGCGUGACCAUGGCCAGUUUCUCCAAUGUUUGGAAGAAAUACUUGGAAAAUCCUGCCUUAUUUUUGCUAAACUAAUUUGUUGAGACGAACAAAAUUCAACCUAAAUAUCUUCCAGAAAAGGCUGUUGUUUUGCAUUUAUUUGGUUUUUGAGAACUAAGUAACAAAUUCUCAAAACUAGAAACAUAAAAUUUUUAGUUUUAUGUGUAUCCUGUUGUAGUAGAACCGGUUUUCUGUAACUGUUUAAAGUGCAUUUAUAGUGAAAAUAUUUCGUUUAAUUUUAAGAUUGGUUACAGACAACCAAAUGGUUUUAAUUAUUAUUGAUCCCGCCUCUUCCUUUUCCAGUUGUUUUCAAAUCUCUAUAUUGGUUUAAGUGAUAACAAAAAGAAACAUAAGAAAGUAACAAUAUUAAUAUAGAAAUAAAAUUGCAUUUAUUUUACAGAACGAA